AUGGCUUCUGGUGGUCGGAUUGAUGAACUGCAGUUUGCACUUCCGAACUGGUGGGAGCGAUUCAACUGGCAGUGGGAUCAUCCAGUAUUGGUAUUUCACCAGAACCUUACGCGGCACGAAGUUGCACUGAUUCGGAACGCCUCUCAAAAUCGAGUGUGGUUUGCGAAUAUCGACCACCAUUUCCGCCAGCCAGAAAAACUGCCGCGAGGUCCAGACAGGAUAAUAGAAACGGAUAUCCGCACAGGAUACCGGUUCAUGUGCAGAUUUAAAGCGACAUUUGUCCUUGACCAGCCGGCUUUACGGGGAUUCCAGUGGAUGUUAUGGAUGGAUUCGGAUUCCUAUUUCACCGGCCAAGUGUCGCAGGAUUUUGCUUCGGAGAUGAGGAAGGCUGGUGCUGUUUUCGGGUACACGCAUUUUGGCAUGGAGGACGCGCCUCUCGUCAAGAACCUUUUCGAUGCUGCAUUGCUUUUCGAAGCUGCAGAGCUUGGGGGAAGCAAAGGCAGACCACCUGCUGCCUUAGAGGAGGAGGAGGGGGGAGUCCCAAUCCGAGAACGAGCCUUUGCGGAUGGCUUUGACCCGUCCGAGAAGAAUCAGUACUACGAGCGCCUAUUAACAGUCACCUCGGGCUUAGACCGAGGACAGGUUCUUCCAUUCGGAAGCCCCACAUGGAAAGGCAAAGUGCCUCUUACUGACUUUUUGCUGCUGGAUAUUGUCAGUUUUCGGACGGAUGCCUUGCGAAGGUUUACGGAUUGGAUAGAUGAGUGGGGUGGCUGGUGGCUCUAUCGAUGGGGCGAUGCUGCUAUUCGUGGUGUCCAGGCAUGGAUCAUGCUUGAGGCCAAAGAAUGCCUGAACUUUCCCGACCUGCCCUACGUGCACCAACACUUUUGCCGAUGCCGAGAUCCAGACCAGGCCUGCACAUUCUUGGGCAGGGGGGAGAAACUCUUUAAUUGGACAUGCGAUAAUUCUUUCAUG
Molecule: messenger RNA, 972 nt
Organism: Symbiodinium pilosum
Lineage: Eukaryota; Dinophyceae; Suessiales; Symbiodiniaceae
Source: the annotation of a GenBank genome assembly